AUGUAUUCGUUCAACUCGCUUCGAACAUUGCUUCAAUACAUCUUCGGUGUCCAAUCCAUUCUUCUCAACACCUUCUUGAUCUUCCUGAUUUGGAAUCGAUCCCCAAAGCAGCUCGGGACCUAUAAGUACAUGAUGAUGUACAUCUCAAUCUUCGAGAUGAUCUACUCGAUCAUCGACAUCAUCGUCGAGCCCAUUGUGCAUUCCUAUCGAUCAACAAUGGCGGUGGCAAUGUACACCAAGAAUUCCAUAUUUGGCGACAGUUUCAAUCAUUUUCUCAUCGCGACAUACUGCGGCUUCUACGGCUCCUCAAUGGCCAUAUUUGGAGUGCAUUUCAUCUAUCGAUACGGCUCAACAACAUUAUCGACAAGAAGCCGCUAUUUUGAAGGACACGCGAUCGUCGUUUGGAUUUCGAUUCCGAUCGUGUUCUUCGUUAUCUCGAUGAUCACUAUUGUCGAGCUUCUGCCCCCGAAUGAGACAAUGACAAAAUUUAUAAGAGGAAGCUUCUUCGACAAAUUUGGCAUCGGCAUGGAAGAUGUGACCUACGUCGGUGCCCACUUCUACCCCAUCGAUGAUCAAGACCAUCCCUACAUCAACUAUCGCUCCUUCUAUGGCAUCGCGUUGUUCCUAUCAAUGAUCAUGUUCUCAAUGUUCUGCGUUCUCUACUACGGCAUUCGAUGCUAUCUGAAAAUUUGGCGAGAAUUGUCGACGGCGACGAUCGUCUCAAAAGUGACGCGACGCCUUCAGAAGCAGCUGUUCAACGCGCUCGUCGUUCAGACAGCGAUUCCAAUGACGCUAAUGUACGUGCCGGUGGCCGCCGUUUUCACGGCCCCGAUUUUCGAGAUGGACUUCACCGCCAUCGAACACAUAUGUCCCAUCACGAUUGCCAUCUAUCCGGCCAUCGAUCCGCUUCCCUCAAUUAUCAUCAUUGAUGCGUUUUGGGAUGCGGUAUACGGUAAGAUGGAUCAUGAUCCCGCCGUAUUCCAUAACUAUAUCGGAUCGAGCAAAGAAGAUGCUCCGACGAUUCGGUUCGAGACCUUCCGAAUUCGUGAAGAUUGUCAAAACCAUCAUGAGAUGCCGAAAUUGUGA
Caenorhabditis bovis is the source of this 1086-nucleotide messenger RNA. NCBI's taxonomy places the organism in Eukaryota, Metazoa, Nematoda, Chromadorea, Rhabditida, Rhabditidae. The record is from the annotation of a GenBank genome assembly.